Molecule: messenger RNA, 1404 nt
Organism: Benincasa hispida (wax gourd)
Lineage: Eukaryota; Viridiplantae; Streptophyta; Magnoliopsida; Cucurbitales; Cucurbitaceae
Product: eukaryotic translation initiation factor 2 subunit alpha homolog
Biological process (GO): translational initiation
Cellular component (GO): eukaryotic 48S preinitiation complex; eukaryotic translation initiation factor 2 complex
Molecular function (GO): translation initiation factor activity; ribosome binding; RNA binding
Source: RefSeq, a predicted model, not a curated record
UCUUCGUUUCCAGUUUUCCCUUCGAGUUCCACCAGCACUGCGACAGCGCCAUUCUUCCAUUCUCCCUCGCCUCACCGUCCGCUACUUUGUCCCCUCGCCGUCGAUCUCCCUCACGGCGGUUCUCUCAUUACAGUCCAUCGAUUUCCAGUCGCAGUGAGUCCAAACUCCAAAGAACUCUCUCAGAGCCUUUCAACCAUGGCUUCCCAUUCCCCUAACCUCGAAUGUCGGAUGUACGAAGCAAAGUACCCCGAGGUCGACAUGGCCGUCAUGAUCCAGGUCAAGAACAUCGCCGACAUGGGUGCCUACGUCUCCCUUCUUGAGUACAACAAUAUCGAGGGUAUGAUUCUUUUCUCCGAGCUCUCUCGCCGUCGAAUUCGUAGUGUCAGCAGCUUAAUUAAGGUCGGUCGAAUCGAGCCCGUCAUGGUCCUCAGGGUCGAUAAGGAGAAGGGUUAUAUUGAUUUGAGUAAGAGAAGGGUGUCCGAGGAGGAUAUUCAGGCCUGUGAGGAGAGGUAUAACAAGAGCAAGCUUGUUCACUCUAUAAUGCGCCAUGUCGCUGAGACUAUGAACAUUGAUUUGGAGGACUUGUAUAUCCAUGUUGGCUGGCCUUUGUACCGGAAAUAUGGUCAUGCUUUUGAGGCAUUCAAGAUCAUUGUAACUGACCCUGACUCAGUGUUGAAUUCUCUCACACGUGAAGUCAAGGAAGCUGGUCCUGAUGGACAGGAGGUAACUAAGAUAGUUCCUGCAAUGUCUGAGGAUGUAAAAGAUGCACUAAUAAAGAAUAUUAGAAGAAGAAUGACUCCCCAACCCUUGAAGGUCCGAGCUGAUAUUGAGAUGAAGUGUUUCCAAUUUGAUGGCGUUCUUCACAUUAAGGAAGCAAUGCGUAAAGCUGAAGCUGCUGGAAAUGAUGAUUGCCCUGUCAAAAUUAAAUUGGUUGCUCCUCCACUCUACGUCCUUACUACCCAGACACUUGACAAGGAGCAAGGAAUCACUGUUCUCGAAAAAGCAAUCACUGCUUGCACUGAGGCAAUCGAGCAUCACAAGGGAAAGCUUGUGGUGAAGGAGGCACCCAGAGCGGUGAGUGAAAGAGAUGACAAAUUGCUUGCUGAGCACAUGGCGAAGCUACGACAAGACAAUGAAGAAAUCAGUGGAGAUGAGGAUAGCGAGGAAGAGGAAGACACAGGGAUGGGAGAAGUCGAUGUUGAGAAUGCAGGUUCUGGGAUCACUGAGUAAUGAUUGUUGUAGGAAUUUUGUAGGAAUACAGAUGAAGGUUUUCACUUUACCAAGAGACUGACACAUACUUGAGUCAUUACAAUUGGAAAAAUUGGAAGUCCGUGUGUAUUGAGCUCUUAUUCUUUCUCUUGAUAUCUGAUGAUUAAGCUUACGUGGUGGAUCUCUUUUCGAGUA